AUAUAACUGCAUGUUAUUGCUUUGGGGCUCUUCUGUUGGUUGUUGCUUCUAGUUGUAUCUUCUAUCCAGUUAGGUCAGGACUCAGAAGUAGUGUCAAUUAGGCUAUCUAGCGUGCUGUUGGCUAAACUAAACUUUCCUCUUCACAACUGCCUCAGUCUCCACUCUCCUAUUAGUUGAGUUGACUAAGAUACCCAUCAGUCCAUCGGGUUUAGCCUAAUCUCUUGGCUUCAUACCCAUCAGAGGGACACUCAUCUCCUGCUCCUUCGCCAGAGUGAAGAUGUCUCUCCAGGCUCCUCUCCUACCUGCAGUGGUCCUGUCUCUGGUUCUGGUUGUGUUGGCUCUGACAGGGCUGUCCCAUGCCCAGCUCCAGCCCAAGGCUUCUGUCCUGGAUUUCUCAGCCAGCCUGGGUAACCUCCUCCCCAGCCUCAGCCGUCCGGCCAACUCCAGCCGGAUCUUCUACGGGGUAAUGUUUGACGCUGGCAGCACUGGGACGCGCAUCCAUGUCUACACCUUCAUACAGAAAGACCCUGAGGAGUUACCAGUGUUGGAUAAUGAGAUGUUCCAUUCCAUCAAGCCUGGUCUGUCGGCAUACGCAGACAUACCUGAAAUGGGUGGGUACACAGUGAGGCAGCUUCUGAAGGUGGCGAAGAAGACUGUCCCACAGCUGGAUUGGAAGAGAACCCCACUGGUCCUGAAAGCUACAGCAGGACUCAGGCUGCUGCCCCCAGAGAAAGCCCAGGCUUUGCUGGAACAGGUGCAGGACGUGUUUGAUGAAUCUCCCUUCUUCGUCCCAGACGACAGCGUCAGCAUAAUGGAUGGUACAAAUGAAGGAAUUUUGGCAUGGGUUACUGUGAACUUUUUGACAGGUCACCUGUAUGCUGACACCAGGGAGACAGUGGGGAUUCUGGAUCUGGGGGGUGGAUCGACUCAAAUCACUUUUCUACCCAAAUUCAAGAAAACCAUUGUAAGUUCUCCUGCUGACUACAUUGCCAGAUUUGACAUGUUCAACUCUGCAUAUGAACUGUACACUCACAGCUACCUGGGUAAUGGACUGAUGGCAGCCAGACUGGCAGCCCUAGGAGCACUGGGGGCAGAAGGGUUGGAGUGGAGAGUGUUCAAAAGCUCCUGUCUGCCCAAGAAGUUCAGAGAGGAGUGGCGCUUUGGAGGACUCACCUACACAGUCAGCGGGAUACCUGAUGGUUAUGCGGGAUACAAGCUGUGUUACCAGGAGGUGUUGAAGGUAGUAAAGGGAAUAGUUCACCAGCCCUAUGAGUUGAAAAACACCAGUGUGCUCUACGCUUUCUCCUACUACUUUGACCGAGCCGUGGAUGCAGGCCUUAUUGACGGGACCCAAGGAGGAAUGCUGGAGGUCAGAGACUUUAAGAAGGGAGCUAAAGAGGUGUGUAACAAGAUGUCUAAGUACCGUCCUGUCAGCCCCUUCUUGUGUAUGGACAUGACCUACAUCACCUGUCUGCUCAAAGAUGGCUUCGGCUUCAAGGAGAACACUGUACUGCAGCUGACUAAGAAGGUGAACAACGUUGAGACAAGCUGGGCUUUAGGUGCCAUGUUCAAACACUUCCAGAACCUAAAGAUCCACUGAGAGCCAUAAGCCACAGGGUUGGGUGGGCAGGUGGGAUCACAUGGACUGUCAACAAGAAAUGGACUGAGGAAUACUUCUUUUAAACUAAUAAGCCUUUGUGUCUUGUAAUGUUUUAAAGAUAUGCCAUAUUUGGAUUUUACAUUUGAGAUGACAUUACAAUUGUUACAACUAUUUUGUUACCCAACACACAUGACUGGUACUAUAGUUCAGUAGGUCUGUUGUUUUCAUGUGACUGGCUGCUAUACUGUAGCCUUGUAUUUUAUAUAUAAAGCACUGGGGGCUGAAACUCAACAUAGUUGUGUUACUGCAAAUACUGUACAAAUCUGGAUAUUUUGACCAUCUGAUAUCAGUUAGGUCUGAUCUUGAUUUUCAUAAAAAAAAUAGAAGCUGGUAUGUGUGUGUGUAUAGAGUGUGUUUGGAAAAAAAUAGUGUUCCAAUAGCAGCUUGUGAGUUUGAAACUGUUUCCUUAAUGAUUGGGGACUGAGUACAUUUCUGUGGAGUACAUUUUCAAAUAGUUUUGUCAGCUAUUGAGUAUUGCAGAAGUUCAGCUCCAUAAUGCGAUUGAAAUGGUCAUUUCCGAUUGAGCCGACAUAUGCAGCGUUUACCGUGAACAAAGUCUCAAUGUGGAUACAUUGCCUUGAAUUUCAAAUCCCGCUUUAGUGCUAAACUUCAACGAUAGAAAUUGAUUCGAGCUCUUGAUUAAUGUGAAUUAAACUAAAAAGCAUCAGCCUUAAUAUUGUUUAGCAAAAGAUUACUGCAUUUUAGCCUUAUCUGCACCCAGGUAAGCUUACACAAUUGAUUUAGUAUGUUGUUUAAACAAUGACAAACACAUACAUUGUUAAUUAAAACAUUAUUUGUAUACAUUUCU
Molecule: messenger RNA, 2468 nt
Organism: Salmo salar (Atlantic salmon)
Lineage: Eukaryota; Metazoa; Chordata; Actinopteri; Salmoniformes; Salmonidae
Product: ectonucleoside triphosphate diphosphohydrolase 5
Molecular function (GO): hydrolase activity
Source: RefSeq, a predicted model, not a curated record